UUGACGUUCUUAGUUGACGGUCACACAGCGCACCGAGCUGCGUUUUUCGUUGAUAAUUUUUAAAUUUAUUUAUUAGUUUAUUGGUUGGAAAUAGAGCUGCCCCCAACUGCCCGCUGACCACGGAAUUAUCGGUCCGGUCCACCGACCUCCGCUUUCACACACUAUUCGGCAAUCGAUAUAUACGCUGACGGUAAUUGGAGAACGUUUUUUCCAUUUUAUCUCCACCUUGUCCGCACUUCGUUUUGUGCUCUCUUUGUGCGCUGCCUCCGCUUAACAUUUGGGCCUGUAAGAAACACAUAUAAGCAGAACGGCCCGCCGUGUGUGCCUGUGAAAUUGGUUAAAUAACGUACAGUGGAAUGGGCCAAUGGCCAAAAUGCAAUAAGAAUAUGUGUGUGCAAUAAAAAUAGGGAACGGUACCGUGCCCCAAAACAUGAAAAUGGUGCUAGACGCUCCUAACGCCGUGCCGAGCUGGCAUAUUUUGCUUAGCGACGCCGUCGGCUCCGUUUUUCCCGGCCGCGAACUUUGCGCGAGGAAUUUACAACAAAAACAAUGAAUUAAAUGGUAUUUAAAUUGUCCAUAUAAUGCGGUUUGGAAAUGCGAAAUUGUGCCUAACUUGCCCAAUGCAAACGAAUGUUUCUCUUUGAAGGCCCUGCUUAAUGACGUCACAAGCGUAGCAGAGUGCAACAGACAGACAACAAUGACCGAUGAGCAUAAAAGUAACAUUAACAGUAACAGCAGUCACUCCAGCAACAACAACAACAACGGCAGCAGCAGCAAUAACGACAACAACAGCAACGACGACGCAGCAAGUAGCAGCAACAGCAAAAACAACAACACCAGCAACGAGAGCAGCCACAGCAACAACAAUACUAGUAGCAUAAUUGCAGAGGCGGCCGCCAAGUUUCUACUGAAAAAUGGCCUAAACGGCAGUAGCAGCACCAGCUACCCCCCUCUGCCACCGCCUCUGCCCGCCAACUUAAGCAGGACGACCACGCCCACGACAACGACAACGCCCUCAUCCUCCAGCUCCACCGCCUCAAAUGGCUUUUUGCCGCAUGCCAAGACGCCCAAAAGUAGUAGCAUUAUGGCUGCGUCCGCCGCAGUGGCAGCCAGCGUCGUUGGAGCUACUGCGUCCAAGCCCACCAUCGAUGUCCUGGGGGGCGUCCUGGACUACAGUUCCUUGGGCGGAGCUGCAACAGGCUCACUGCCCACCACUGCAGUAGUAGCGGCGGCAGCGGGAACAGCGAAGAUCGGCAAGGGAAGCAACUCCGGCGGAAGCUUUGAUAUGGGCAGGACACCAAUAUCGACGCACGGCAACAACAGCUGGGGCGGCUACGGUGGUCGUUUGCAGUUCUUUAAAGAUGGCAAAUUCAUAUUGGAACUGGCGCGGUCCAAGGAUGGCGAUAAAAGCGGCUGGGUUUCGGUCACGCGCAAGACCUUCCGCCCUCCAUCGGCGGCCACCUCCGCAACUGUGACCCCAACGUCGGCGGUGACCACAGCGUAUCCAAAGAACGAGAAUUCCACAUCGCUGAGCUUUUCGGACGACAACAGCUCGAUACAAUCCUCUCCUUGGCAGCGAGACCAGCCCUGGAAACAGUCCCGACCCAGGCGCGGCAUAUCUAAGGAGCUGUCGCUCUUCUUCCACCGCCCCAGGAACAGUACGCUUGGCCGAGCUGCUCUCCGGACAGCCGCUCGCAAACGACGGCGCCCCCACGAGCCGCUUACCACCAGCGAGGAUCAGCAGCCCAUUUUUGCGACGGCAAUCAAGGCGGAAAAUGGAGACGAUACUCUUAAAGCAGAAGCUGCAGAGGCCGUUGAAAUUGAAAAUGUUGCUGUGGCGGACACAACCACAAAUGAGAUUAAAAUUGAAAAACCGGACACGAUCAAAGGCGAGGAUGAUGCUGAACGGCUCGAAAAGGAGCCGAAGAAGGCGGUUAGCGAUGAUAGCGAGUCAAAAGAAGCAUCGCCCGGUCAGCAAGUGGAACCACAACCAAAAGAUGAGACUGUUGAUGUUGAGAUGAAGAUGAAUACGAGCGAGGAUGAGGAACCCAUGACAGAGCUGCCCAGAAUCACGAAUGCCGUAAAUGGUGAUCUAAACGGCGAUCUAAAGGCGAGCAUUGGGAAACCAAAAUCCAAGCCGAAGCCAAAAGCCAAGCUCAGCAGCAUCAUUCAGAAACUCAUCGAUAGCGUACCAGCACGGCUUGAGCAAAUGUCGAAGACAUCAGCUGUGAUCGCAUCGACAACGACGUCUUCAGAUCGCAUUGGUGGCGGUCUAAGUCACGCCUUGACGCACAAAGUUUCUCCACCCUCUUCUGCGACAGCAGCCGGACGACUAGUCGAGUACCACACCCAGCACGUGUCGCCCAGGAAAAGAAUCCUGCGCGAGUUCGAAAAGGUGUCGCUAGAGGACAACGGAUGCGUAAACAACGGCAGCGGUGGAGCUAGUAGCGGUGGUGCUGGAGGAAAACGGAGUCGAGCAAAGGGAACUUCGACAUCGUCUCCGGCUGGCAAGGCGUCACCAAUGAACUUGGCGCCACCCCAAGGAAAGCCAAGCCCCAGUCCCGGCUCCAGCUCAUCCAGCACUUCGCCAGCGACCUUGUCAACGCAGCCAACGCGGCUCAACAGCUCUUACAGUAUCCACUCCCUGCUAGGUGGGAGCAGUGGCAGCGGUAGCUCAUCCUUCUCCUCCUCUGGCAAGAAGUGCGGCGAUCACCCGGCAGCUAUUAUCAGCAAUGUGCACCAUCCACAGCACUCAAUGUACCAACCCAGUUCCUCGAGCUAUCCACGCGCCCUGCUCACCUCGCCAAAGUCGCCCGAUGUGAGUGGCAGCAAUGGCGGGGGCGGAAAAUCGCCCUCGCAUACAGGAACCAAGAAGCGUUCGCCACCGUACUCGGCGGGAUCACCCGUAGACUAUGGCCACUCCUUCUACAGGGAUCCCUAUGCGGGAGCAGGUCGUCCUUCCACAUCGGGCUCAGCAUCGCAGGACCUGUCGCCACCGCGCUCUUCCCCAGCAUCGCCAGCCACGACGCCGCGUACUGUGCCCAAAAAGACUGCAUCGAUCCGACGCGAGUUCGCUUCACCGUCGGCCAGCAGCAGUAGCUGUCCCUCGCCCGGCGACCGGAGUGCAUCGCCCCCGGAACGGCGGCACAUGCAGCAGCAGCCGCACCUACAGCGUAGCUCGCCGCUGCACUACUAUAUGUACCCGCCACCGCCCCAGGUGAACGGGAACGGCUCGGCCGGAAGUCCGACCUCGGCGCCGCCCACGUCGAACAGCAGUGCAGCUGCAGUAGCGGCGGCAGCAGCGGCCGCAGCCGCAUACAUUCCCUCGCCUUCGAUAUACAACCCGUACAUAUCCACACUGGCGGCGUUGAGGCACAAUCCGCUGUGGAUGCACCACUAUCAGACAGGAGCGUCGCCCCUGCUGUCGCCACAUCCACAACCCGGUGGCUCAGCGGCCGCCGCUGCUGCAGCUGCUGCUGCGAGAUUAUCGCCCCAAUCGGCCUAUCACGCGUUCGCGUAUAACGGAGUGGGAGCGGCUGUUGCCGCUGCAGCAGCUGCGGCAGCCUUUGGACAACCGGCGCCCAGUCCCCACACGCAUCCGCACUUGGCCCAUCCGCACCAGCAUCCGCACCCGGCUGCACUGACCACCCACCACUCUCCCGCUCACCUGGCCACGCCAAAACUGACUGAUAGUAGUACCGACCAAAUGUCUGCAACGUCCAGUCAUCGCACAGCCUCCACUUCGCCGAGCAGCUCGAGCGCAUCGGCCUCCUCCUCGGCGGCCACUUCGGGCGCCAGCUCCUCCGCAAUGUUUCAUACUAGUAGUCUAAGGAAUGAACAAAGUUCAGACUUACCACUGAAUCUGUCAAAGCACUGAGACAUACACACGCCCCAGCUGCCCCAGUUUCUGGGCCAACCAUUCGAGUUAAGAACAUUUUCGCACUAGUAGCGCUUAAGACGACAUUCAAUACACGUAAUAUAAUUUGAUAAGUUCGCUGAUAGUUUAGUUGUAACCCGAUUGUUUAAUCCUAAGCCUAAUCCUAGGUUCUCAAUUAGGGCCGAACAUUUAGAAAUCGCAUACAAAAAGAGAUGAAAAACUCAACUUUGUUUUUAAACCCGUUCCAGAACUCUUUAUACAAUCAGUUGAGAAAUUUUAUUUUCGACAAACUGAAUAAAAUAUGCAAAGGAAUUUUAUUCUAUGCCGACUAAUGGAAAGAAAUACUAAUAAAAACAUUUUCUAUAGGAUGUAUAAAAUGCAAGUCUUAAAGAAUCUCAAAAAAGAGUUACGUUUUUUUCAUCAAAACAUUUCCUUGAAACAGACUGAACCUGAAUUUUUUUAGAAAAAAAAAAUGAAAAACUUAGUUACGAAUCGCAAAAUAUAACAUUUUAAAGUAUAUUUAACAAAACUACAAGAACAGAUUUUUAUAAAAUGCUUGUGCCUUUAAAAAUGGAAACAGAACUAGGGAUACAAAAAUUAAUAUUAAAAAGAAAAAGAAGUUUACUAUAAAAACAUUUAUGUGCAAGCAUGUGCAGGUAUUCUAUGGUGAAAACUUUAGAAUUUCUUGAUAUCGUGGUCCAAAAUGCAGUUGACAGGAAUUUGCACUAAGCAGAUUGUAUACGACACCAACUUUUUAAGUACUUUUAAAAAUGUAUCUUUUAAUUAUUUCGGAAUAAUUAUUCUAAAAUAGUUAAAAGAUAAAAGCAAUCCAAAACUAUACAACUCGUCUGUACUUCAAAACGAAAGAGAUUACUCUUUGGUCUUACAUUUUUUGGUAGACUGUAAAAACUAAAAUUCGAAAAAAUUGUUGAAGUUUGAAUUUAAAUCCUCGGCGGAUCUAAAUUUAACCUCCACGAUUGUUGUCACCAUCAAAAAUAUUAUAUAACUGUGCCUAGUGCACAUUCGCUGUCAGUGGCUGUCCAAUCAAAAACAAAUAAAAUGUACAAAAAAUCCACAUAUACGACAAAUUUACAAGAAACGGAAAGCAAAAAGAUCCUAAGCAGACAAUUUCAAACCGGAACUCGUACAACUGAAACUGAUACAAAUAAAAAACAUAUUCCUAACGCAAAAAGACAAAAACAAAACGCGGUUUCUCAUAUUUUCUAAAUUAUUUAUAUAAAUCAAAUGUCUAUUUAUAUUUACUGAUAUGAUAAUGUGUAAGUAAAUAGGUGUAAUUGUAAAUACAGUAUUUUUACACAACAAAAAGUUAAUCAAUACGCGAGAAAUAACCAAUAUAUUUAAUAUAACUAUUUUUAUAACGGAUUUUAACAAGUAACUGUAUAUUUUGUAUCUGAUUACGCAGAAUAAAAAACAAAACGAAUUCCAUAUGAGGUCAAGAACAGUUUGCACAAGGCGGCCUGAAACUUGCUUAAAACUUAAUGCACUGAACAAAAUCCGAACUAAACACAUCUGUUCCAGGCAGAUACAAAAUAUUUUCCAAUGGAAAAAUGGAGUAGAUUCAUUUAUUUUUUACUAAUCAAUACAUAAAUCUUUCAGUUCGAAAUUUUUAAGCAAGUUGCAGUCGGCUAAACUUUUUAGUAGGCUUUAAUGAAAAUUAAAAAGAAAUAUAAAUACAAUUUUCAUACAAAUUCCAUAUGGUUUCUACUACCUACUGAUUAGUUAGUUAGAUAGGCGUCUAGGGACUAUUAAUUUACAUUUGUAACGGUACUGUGUACGACGUUUUUGUUUAACUGAACGGUAGUGUUUUUAAUUUGAAAUUCGAUGUUUUUAGUGAGUGGCUAUUGUUGAACGAACACAUGUACUAUGUGCAUUGUCGAACAAUGUGCGCAAACCCAAAAAAAUAAUUUUGGCAAAAAGUGAAAUAUAUGAAGUAAGCAAAUGGUUUCAAGAUACUGCAUCUCGUGAUGUUGGAGUGUGUGUGUAAAGUAAAGGAAACAAAAUUAAUUUUAAAGAAAUAUAUUUUAUAUAGGUAUAUAUACUGCAACUGAAUACUUGAUGUCAAUAAAAACUUAUACUAAAUGUAUGAAAACGUAUCUACGAAAGCUU
This is a messenger RNA of Drosophila melanogaster (fruit fly), 6004 nucleotides long. It is a transcript of the gene H, whose product is annotated as hairless. The coding region runs from base 698 to 3877 and encodes 1059 amino acids. Lineage: Eukaryota; Metazoa; Arthropoda; Insecta; Diptera; Drosophilidae. The record is from RefSeq and is marked reviewed. Gene Ontology annotation, cellular component: nucleus. The transcript has 5 exons.